Messenger RNA from Pseudozyma flocculosa PF-1, 1590 nucleotides. RefSeq lists its product as uncharacterized. Gene Ontology annotation, molecular function: oxidoreductase activity, acting on the CH-OH group of donors, NAD or NADP as acceptor. Bases 1 to 1590 code for a protein of 529 amino acids. The record is from RefSeq and is a predicted model, not a curated record. Lineage: Eukaryota; Fungi; Basidiomycota; Ustilaginomycetes; Ustilaginales; Ustilaginaceae. The transcript has 4 exons.
AUGACAGCGACCGCCACCGCAAACGCACACGACGACGACUACCUCCCCACUUCAGAGCAGCAGAGCCACGCCGAUUCCCUCUCCCUCCUCGACCAGCACGCCAACCGCGUCGAUUUUGGCCAGCUCCGUCGACAGGCGCAAGCCGACGGCCAAGCCUUUGUCCUCGUCUUCACGCGUCACUUCCACUGUGGAAUGUGCAUGCAGUACAUCCGCGCCCUCGCCGGCUCCACCAUCCUUCGGGACCUCGGCCGCGUAAAGGUAGCCAUCGUCGGUCCCGGCCAGUGGCAGGGCGUCAAGCGCUACAUCGAACAGUGCGGCAGCCCGCCCUUUGACUUCUACGCCGACCCAGAGGUGAAGCUGUACAAGGCCCUCGGCGUCACCACCAGGAACCUCGACCUCGGCGACCCAAACAAGGGCGAGGUCCCCUCCCACCACACUUUCGGCACUCUGGGCACCACCCUCAAGAGCGUCGCAGAGACCUUUACCUCGGGCUCUCUCGCGAUAAAGGGCGGCGACAUCAAGCAGCUCGGUGGAGAGAUCGUCUGGAGCAACGGGGGAGAACCCGUCUUUGCCCACAGGAUGAAGCACACCCGCGACCACUCGGAGGUAUCGCAAGUCGAAAGGGCGGUUCAGAGCGGUGGCAGCACCGCCGCAGCUAACCCUGCUGCCCCUACGGCCGCCGCUGCCGCUGCCGCUGCCACGGUCACAGCGGCUACUACCGCCUCUGGCACCGGGUCCGGGCCCGGCCAACAAACGUGCCAAGCCUCUGCGCCUCCAACCAACGCUUCUAGCCCCUACGGCGUCGCGGGAUCCAACCUGCUUCCGGGCAAGAUUGUCGCCAUCACUGGUGCAUCCCGGGGUAUCGGUAGGGCGUGCGCGCUCGCCUGCGCCGCCCACGGCGCAAAGGGGAUGGUGAUCCAUUACCUCGGCGAUGCUGCGACGACAUCCGAGGCGCAGUCGCUCCAGGUCGAGCUCGAAAAGCUGGGCUGCCAGUCUCGCCUCGUGGCCGGCGACAUCUCGCAGCCCGAAGUCGGCCAGGAGAUUGCCCGCGUCGCGCAGCAAGAUUUCGGCAGGCUCGACGUCUUUGUCUCCAACGCCGGCAUCUGCCCGUUCAUGGGCUUUCUCGAGAUGGAGCAUGAUACCUGGAAGCGGGUGCAGGACGUCAACCUCAACGGCGCCUUUUACGCCGUCCAGGCGGCGGCGAGGGUCAUGGAGGAGCAGGUGCCGCAAGGCGGGAGCAUCGUCGCCGUCAGCUCCAUCUCGGCGCUCGUGGGCGGCGGCAUGCAGAGCCACUAUACCCCGACCAAGGCCGGCAUCAAGUCGAUGAUGGAGAGCGCGAGCAUCAGCCUCGGGCCCAAGAACAUCCGAUGCAACUGUGUGCUGCCAGGCACCAUCGAGACGGCCAUCAACGAGGACGACCUUUCCGACGUGGCCAAGCGCGACUACAUGAUCUCGCGGUCGCCCUUGCGCCGCCUCGGCAAGCCAGACGACAUUGCUGGCCCCGUCGUCUUCCUUGCUUCGGACCUGUCCAAGUUCAUGACUGGCUCCUCUGUCCUCGCCGACGGAGGAUGCUUUGUCAACCUGCAGUAG